Messenger RNA from Meloidogyne enterolobii, 333 nucleotides. NCBI's taxonomy places the organism in Eukaryota, Metazoa, Nematoda, Chromadorea, Rhabditida, Meloidogynidae. The record is from the annotation of a GenBank genome assembly.
AUGAUGGAGAUUACAUUAAACGCAGCUGAAGAACAAGGUCAAACAGAAUGUCCAAUCUGUCAAAAUUUUCUUAGUGAUUAUGCAGAUGAUCGUAUUGUAACGACAACUUGUAUGGGUGAAAACGACUCUCCCAACGACCACUACAAACACUUCUACCAUCAGAAAUGUAUAGUAGGUUGGUUUCACACUGGCCCAAUUGGAGCCAAUAAAACAUGUCCAACUUGUCGUUCUGAACUGAAACUUACUUUCGCUAAAGAUGCUGCUAAGAUAAAUGAGAAGUUGAAUAAAAUAGGUUGGGGUUUUGAGUAUGAAUAUAUUGAGAGGGAAGAUUAG